AUGUUUGAGGAAUGCAUUGGUUGCAGUCAAACUAGAUAUAAAGAUGAACCAAUGGAAGAUAAGAUGUUGGUUUUAUGUCCAAUUUGUAGAUUAACGAGAUAUUAUAAGGCAUCAAAAGAUGUUAAAAUAUUUGAGAAUUUUAAUAAUCAAACAAAAUUAUACGCAUUUAAACAAUUAUUAUCUACUCAUAGAAAGAAAUUAUCAGAAUUUGAAGAUAUUUUGUUACAAGACGAAUUUAUGUCAAAAUUCAAAAAGAAAAAGUUUGAUUACGCUAAAGAACUUUUGAAAAUUGAAAAUGAUCAACAGAGUUCGAGUGAUGAUGAUGAAGAAGAAGAACCAGAGAAAGAUGAAGAAGAUGAUUGUAUUGAGGAAGAAGAUAAAAAGGAUGAACCAAAAAAAGUGGAAAUUGUACAAGAUGACGAUGACGAAAGUUCAGAUAGUAGUAGUAGUGAAAAUGAUGAGAAUGAAGAUAUGAAUAUGAAUAAAGAAGAAAAAACAAAAAAUGAAAGCCUGAGAAAUGGUAAGGCAAGGCUUAGAAAGAAACCAAAAUUAGAGUCUUCAAAAUCAAAAUCAAAUUCAACUAAAUCUUCAUCAGAUAGAAAAUGUGGUGGUUGUAAAAGAAUUAGAUCAAAAGAUGAGCCACCCGCAUGUAAGACAUAUUUAAAUUGUCCUAAAUGUGUCAUAAAAAGAAGAAUGGGAAAUCAUUCAAAAAAUCCUCUUCAUCCUUCCAUUAAAUUAUAUGCAUUAAAACAAGUUGAAGAAAUGAAUAAACUGCAUCAAAUGGUAUCAUUUAAAGAGAAAAUGUUAAAUUAUGAUGAAUUCUUGUCACAAUUUAAAAAUAAAAAAUUUGAUUAUAAAGCAGAAAUGAAAAAAUUGGGACUUUAA
Insectozyma verbasci is the source of this 885-nucleotide messenger RNA. The record is from the annotation of a GenBank genome assembly. Lineage: Eukaryota; Fungi; Ascomycota; Pichiomycetes; Serinales; Debaryomycetaceae.